Bactrocera tryoni is the source of this 267-nucleotide messenger RNA. RefSeq lists its product as uncharacterized. NCBI's taxonomy places the organism in Eukaryota, Metazoa, Arthropoda, Insecta, Diptera, Tephritidae. The transcript is spliced from 2 exons. The coding region runs from base 1 to 267 and encodes 88 amino acids. The record is from RefSeq and is a predicted model, not a curated record.
AUGAAAUUCCUCGUGAUCUUCGCUGUCGCACUCGCUUGCGCGCACGCCGUGAACUUGCCAUACAUCAUCUCCAGUCCAAAUGAUUCCAGCGAGGAAGAAUAUCGCGUCAUUGUGCCGGUCAAGGGCGAAACCGACGACGUCGAUUCGGUGAAAGUGAAAGUGCCACGUUUGCUCACUCCUGAUGUCAAGCAACAAAUUAUCAAACAAACUUUAGCUGCACGCGGUUAUGGGUCAAUUUUGUCCCAAACUACCGGUGCUCCGUUAUGA